GAGGCGAAUUGACGUCAAUGACGGCUCGUGAUUGGUCCUAAACCCGUAUCCGGUGGGGCAGCGGUUCAAGGAUUUGGAAAAGUCGAAGGGAGAAAUUUGGUACGCUUGUGGAAAUAACAUCCAAAACCGAGUCAGUGACGAAGGGCUCGGUAAGAAUUCACGGGUUCUUUUCAAAGGUCAGAGUUUGUUUACCAGGUCGUAGCGGAGCAGGAGCACAUCGUGAUGGCGUCGAGCAGUACGAGCAGUGAGGAGGAGAGGAGUCUGAGGGAGUGUGAGCUCUACGUGCAGAAACACAACAUCCAGCAGCUGCUGAAGGACUGCAUCGUCCAGCUGUGUACCUCCAGGCCUGACAGACCCAUGGCAUUCCUCAGAGAGUACUUUGAGAGGCUGGAGAAGGAAGAGGCCAAGCAGAUCCUAAACCAGCAGAAGGCCAGCAGCCGUUCUGACUCCAGGGAUGAGGAGGUGUCUCCUCCCAUGAACCCCGUUGUCAAGGGUCGCCGGAGGAGAGGAGCCAUCAGUGCUGAGGUCUACACAGAGGAGGACGCUGCAUCCUAUGUCAGAAAGGUCAUUCCUAAAGACUACAAAACAAUGGCUGCCCUGGCUAAAGCUAUCGAAAAGAAUGUGCUAUUCUCUCACUUGGAUGACAACGAGAGGAGUGACAUAUUUGAUGCCAUGUUUUCAGUUACCUACAUCGCUGGAGAGACUAUCAUUAUGCAAGGUGAUGAGGGAGAUAAUUUCUACGUCAUUGACCAAGGAGAGACGGAUGUCUAUGUCAACAAUGAGUGGGUGACCAAUAUCGGGGAGGGGGGCAGCUUUGGAGAGUUGGCCUUGAUCUACGGGACCCCCAGGGCUGCCACCGUCCGAGCCAAGAGCAACGUCAAACUGUGGGGCAUCGACAGAGACAGCUACAGGAGGAUACUCAUGGGCAGCACUUUGAGGAAGAGGAAGAUGUACGAGGAGUUCCUCAGCAAAGUCUCCAUCUUAGAGUCUCUGGACAAAUGGGAGCGUCUGACGGUGGCUGACUCCCUGGAGCCGGUGCAGUUUGAUGAUGGACAGAAGAUUGUGGUGCAGGGAGAGCCUGGCGACGAGUUCUUCAUCAUACUGGAGGGUUCUGCAGCUGUAUUGCAGCGUCGCUCUGAGAAUGAGGAGUUUGUGGAAGUUGGGAGGUUACAACCGUCUGACUACUUUGGUGAGAUUGCCCUGCUGAUGAACCGUCCCCGUGCUGCCACUGUGGUCGCCCGCGGUCCUCUGAAGUGUGUGAAGCUGGACCGACCGCGGUUCGAGCGUGUCCUGGGACCCUGCUCGGACAUUCUCAAACGCAACAUCCAACAGUACAACAGCUUCGUGUCACUGUCUGUCUGAGGGGUUUCCCCACCCCCUGUACCCCCCAAUCCCCUUUGUAACCCCAGAACACACCCUGUACCCCCUAAUCCCCUUUGUAACCCCAUAACACACCCUACCCCACCCCUAAUCCCCAAUGUAACCCCAUUACACACCCACUCAAUGUACCCCUAAUCCCCAAUGUAACCCCAUUACACACCCACUCAAUGUACCCUCUAAUCCCCAAUGUAACCCCAUAA
This is a messenger RNA of Oncorhynchus keta (chum salmon), 1580 nucleotides long. Its product is annotated as cAMP-dependent protein kinase type I-alpha regulatory subunit. Bases 223 to 1362 code for a protein of 379 amino acids. The record is from RefSeq and is a predicted model, not a curated record. Gene Ontology annotation, cellular component: cAMP-dependent protein kinase complex. The transcript is spliced from 11 exons. Lineage: Eukaryota; Metazoa; Chordata; Actinopteri; Salmoniformes; Salmonidae. Gene Ontology annotation, molecular function: cAMP-dependent protein kinase regulator activity. Gene Ontology annotation, biological process: regulation of protein phosphorylation.